CUGUUCCUCCGUGAUCUUGGCCAUCUCGAGGUUGUCCUGCAGAACCUGCCUCACGUCCAGUCACUCACACUACAGGCCUCGCGAGAUACCCAAGAAGCGCAGCUCUUCGCCGCAUUCAAGCAUGGUCCCUUCAACUUCCCGCGCCUGACUCAGCUCGCGAUCGUCGGCGAGGAGAGAGAGGUCGCUCUCCCGCUGCCCGCAACGAGGGUCUCUCUGCUUGCGCAGCUUGUCCGCGGCAUGCCGACCCUCCGAUGUUUGACUGCUCGAUUUGCAUCGCAUCGACCGACCUGGAGUUGCUCUCCCCGGCUCUGAAACAACUCCGGGUACUAGGUCUGCACGUUGCCCCGGGCGAUCCAACUGGGGGUUCUUUCAGUGGCGCCGUUCGCCAUAUCCCGGCAGAGCUCGAUGCGCUGGCCUUGUUUGUGUCGAGCGGUACCAUUAACCACGAGCGCGAGUGGGCUGAACUGUGGAUGAGAUGUCAGCGUCUGAGAUUCUUCUACUUUCGCGCGUGCGACGAUGUUGCAGGCGAUGCAGAGGUCACUUUGAAGCGCUUCGCGGAGGCGGGCAAGUCCCUGCGGCUCGUCGGGCUGCAGAGUGCAGUCCACAACGUGGAGCGCGACUCGGAGGAUGGGAGCGUGAGGCUGUCCAAGAAAUGGUCCGAACGGAAAGUCGAGUACAGGGGAGUCGGUGACUUUGACUGUCCGGAGUGGGAUUGGUUGACACUGGGUUGACGGGGGAAAAGUAUUUUGACUUCUCAGUUCUGAAUUCAGUGGCUUUAGACGUAUCUUCCAAUGCUCCGAUCUCGACUUCCGAGUGUAUGCCCUCGAUAAAAGCACACGCCUCCAUG
Messenger RNA from Fomitopsis serialis, 847 nucleotides. RefSeq lists its product as uncharacterized. The transcript has 2 exons. The record is from RefSeq and is a predicted model, not a curated record. Bases 252 to 731 code for a protein of 159 amino acids. Lineage: Eukaryota; Fungi; Basidiomycota; Agaricomycetes; Polyporales; Fomitopsidaceae.